Messenger RNA from Aedes albopictus (Asian tiger mosquito), 2463 nucleotides. RefSeq names its product general transcription and DNA repair factor IIH helicase subunit XPD (gene Xpd). The record is from RefSeq and is a predicted model, not a curated record. Gene Ontology annotation, cellular component: nucleus. Gene Ontology annotation, molecular function: ATP binding; DNA helicase activity; hydrolase activity, acting on acid anhydrides, in phosphorus-containing anhydrides. Bases 138 to 2420 code for a protein of 760 amino acids. Lineage: Eukaryota; Metazoa; Arthropoda; Insecta; Diptera; Culicidae. Gene Ontology annotation, biological process: positive regulation of mitotic recombination; transcription by RNA polymerase II; nucleotide-excision repair. The transcript has 8 exons.
ACUGCGCUGUUGUGCGUCACGUCAUGCGUCAAAAAUCGGUGUGUUGUAAACAAAACAAGCAUUUUUACCGGUUGUGGUUUGCUGUCCAGCAAAAAGUGGUGUAAAAUUCAUGAAUUUAUAUUGAAAAAGGUGUUAAAAUGAGGAUAAGCGUGGACGGUUUGUUGGUGUACUUCCCGUACGAGUACAUCUACCCCGAGCAGUAUGCCUACAUGCUGGAGCUGAAACGGACUUUCGAUGCCAAGGGUCACUGCCUGCUGGAAAUGCCUUCGGGAACGGGCAAGACGACCACUCUGCUGUCGCUGAUUGUGGCCUACAUAAUGGAGAAUCCGCACAUCGUCCGGAAGCUUAUCUACUGUUCCCGUACGGUGCCGGAGAUCGAGAAGGUAAUUGCCGAGCUGAAGCAUCUGAUGAAUUACUACGAGAAGCAGACCGGGGUGAUGCCGAACAUUACCGGGUUGGUGCUGAGCUCCCGGAAGAACAUGUGCAUCCACUCGGAGGUCAGCAAGGAACGGGACGGGAAGAUUGUGGACGCCAAGUGCUAUGGGAUGACGGCGAGCUACGUGCGGGAGCGGGCGACCGCGGACGAUUCGGUUGCGGUUUGUCAGUACUACGAAGGAUUCCAGGCAGAGGGGAAGGAAAGCACGCUGCCGCCGGGGGUAUACUCGAUUGAUGAUCUAAAGGAGUUCGGUCGGGAGCGGAAUUGGUGUCCGUACUUUCUGUCCAGAUUUGCGAUCAACCAAGCGCACGUGGUCGUUUACAGUUAUCACUACUUGUUGGAUCCCAAAAUUGCUGAAGUUGUGUCCAAGGAAUUGGCUAGGGAAUCGGUCGUGGUUUGUGACGAGGCUCACAACAUUGAUAAUGUGUGCGUCGAUUCGAUGAGCGUGAAGAUCAAUCGCCGGUUGAUUGAGAAAAGUACGACCGGAGUUCACACGCUGGAGAAAUAUGUGGCAGAGAUGAAGGAAGACGACCGGAAACGACUGAACGACGAAUACCUUCGUUUGGUGCAAGGCCUGAAGGAUGCCUCAUUUGCCCGGGAGACCGACAUGGUCCUGGCGAACCCGGUGCUGCCCACCGAGAUCCUCAAAGAAGUCGUCCCGGGCAACAUACGCAAUGCAGAUCACUUCCUAAGCUUCCUGAAACGUUUCAUCGAGUACAUCAAAUCCCGAUUGCGAGUGCAACACGUGGUCCAGGAAAGUCCCGCCGGAUUCCUCAAGGACGUACAGCAAAAGGUCUGUAUCGAAAGGAAACCGUUGCGUUUCUGCGCCGAACGGUUAUCGUCGUUGCUUCGGACACUGGAAAUCACGGAUCUGACCGAAUUCGGUCCUCUGACGGUGAUCACUUCGUUUGCCACGCUCGUUUCCACCUAUACGAAGGGAUUUACGAUCAUCAUCGAACCGUUCGAUGACAAGACGCCCACGGUUUCCAAUCCGAUACUGCACCUUAGCUGUAUGGAUUCCUCGAUAGCGAUGAAACCGAUUUUCCAGCGCUUCCAGAGUGUGGUGAUUACAUCGGGAACGCUAUCACCCAUGGAUAUGUACCCGAAGAUCUUGGACUUCGAACCGGUGGUGAUGAGUUCCUUCACGAUGACGCUGGCUCGGCCGUGUCUGCUUCCGAUGAUCGUCUCUCGAGGAAACGACCAGGUGGCCAUCUCGUCCAAGUUCGAAACCCGUGAGGAUACGGCCGUUACACGAAACUACGGUCAGCUGCUGGUGGAAACGGCCAAAACCGUCCCGGAUGGAAUCGUGUGCUUCUUCACGUCCUACCUCUAUCUGGAAUCGGUGGUGGCUUCCUGGUACGAUCAGGGCAUCAUCGACACACUGCUCCGGUACAAGUUACUUUUCAUUGAAACUCAGGACAAUGCGGAGACUUCGUACGCGCUGAUGAACUACGUCAAGGCGUGCGAGUGCGGUCGGGGAGCUGUGCUACUGGCCGUCGCUCGAGGUCGCGUCUCGGAGGGUGUCGAUUUCGACCACCAUUUGGGACGGGCGGUGCUGAUGUUCGGUAUUCCCUAUGUGUACACCCAGUCUCGGAUCCUGAAGGCUCGGUUGGACUAUCUGCGGGAUCAAUUCCAGAUCAGGGAGAACGACUUUCUGACGUUCGACGCCUUGCGACAUGCCGCGCAGUGCGUGGGUCGUGCCAUUCGAGGUAAAACCGAUUACGGUAUUAUGAUAUUCGCUGACAAGCGCUUCGGUCGACAAGAUAAGCGUGGUAAACUGCCCAAAUGGAUUCAGGAGCAUCUCACCGACAAUCUUACCAAUCUUAGUACGGAGGAAGCGAUGCAGCUCGCCAAACGAUGGCUCCGGCAGAUGGCCCAACCGUUCACUCGCGAGGACCAGUUGGGUGUUUCGCUGCUCACACUUGAACAGCUGCAAAGCAUGGAGAAGGAUAAACUGGAAAAACAAGCCCAAGGCAAAAAAUAAUUUUCUUUUUAUUGAAUAAAAAGUUUUUCCAUUGUUUCUCAGA